Messenger RNA from Staurois parvus, 321 nucleotides. NCBI's taxonomy places the organism in Eukaryota, Metazoa, Chordata, Amphibia, Anura, Ranidae. The record is from the annotation of a GenBank genome assembly.
CCGGAUUCCGCCAGGACUGGAGUCUGGUCCUAUACCCUAUGCAAUAACUAUAAAUCCAGCCAGACCUUAGGUCUGGUAGUGACAUCCAAAGCUGCCAAUGCAAAUGUGCCGCCAAUCUCUGUAGAUGUUCACAUGAACGAGGACACAAAUUAUUACCCCACUACAAUGAUUGUGUAUGCAUCAGUCAGCCAAGGUCUACUGCCAGUGAAGGGGGCAAAGGUCACUGCCAUCAUCACUUCAGAAAAAGGCAACCUGACUACACUUGAACUUCUGGACAAUGGAGCAGGUAAAGUUGUUAUGAAGCCACCAGAUCCUCUGGGC